AUGGAUGGUGUUAAUGAGAUUUUGAAUGAAGUGAGGAAGCAUCUGGUUCUUCCAGUAGACUUCAAGGCUCAAGAGAGGAUAGAGAAGCUGGCUUAUGUUAUCCUUGGUAUUGGUGCAGUUACAUCUUUUGGAAUUGGUUUUGUUACCCAAUCUUUGCAGAACUUGCUCGUGUGUUUUGGAGGGUUUUUUGUUGUAACACUUAUAGUAACUCUGCCACCGUACUCCUGUUACAAGAAAAACCAAUUGAAAUGGGUACAGCCUAAGGUCAUGGAGAUCAAGAAAUGA
This is a messenger RNA of Nakaseomyces glabratus, 285 nucleotides long. RefSeq names its product signal peptidase complex subunit SPC1 (gene SPC1). Gene Ontology annotation, biological process: protein targeting to ER. The record is from RefSeq and is a predicted model, not a curated record. Lineage: Eukaryota; Fungi; Ascomycota; Saccharomycetes; Saccharomycetales; Saccharomycetaceae. Gene Ontology annotation, cellular component: endoplasmic reticulum membrane; signal peptidase complex.